AUCCGAGUGAGUUAUCUGAGUGAGUCUGAGGGCGUGUUUGUGUGUGUGCGUCUGUGUCUGUGUGUGUGAGUCUUUUUUUUCUUUUCCUUCCUUUUAACAUGUAAAGCCAGAUCAGGAAGUGCUGUACUGUGACAGUAGAGACGGAAGUGGGACCACAAUGGCACUAUGUUUGCUUCUGGGACUGUUAGCAUGAGAGGGCCCCGGGUGCAGACCCCUCUGCUGCUGCUGCUGCCACUGCUGCUGACCACGCUGACAGGGACAGAAACACUUUCAACUGUUUCUAAUGCCACUUCAGCACCGGACUCCUCCCUUGACGAAGAGGACAGUAAAAGCUUGAAUACACUCUGGAACGGAAGCUUACACGGACAGCUGCCGACCACACUGACAAUUAGUAAUGGAUCUUUGGAAACAACUAUUGACACAUUUAAUGAUUCGACCCCCUUGCCAGAGGAGGAGGACAGUGGUUUGAGUCUCAUCAUCAUCCUGAUUCCUGUGGUCGUGGUGGUCGUUGUCAUCAGCAUGAUAGUUUGUGGUAUUUUCAUCCAUCGCAGGUGUAACCAAAAAGUGAGAGAUCAAGAACUGGGAAAAGAGGAUCCAUAUUUGGAUGGGUCAAGUACAGAGAAGGUGCCAAUGCCCAUGUUUGAAGAAGAUGUGCCCUCUGUGCUGGAACUAGAAAUGGAAGAGUUGGGCCAAUGGAUGAAAAAGGAUGGUAAAUCUGCAGAGGACUCUAAACUUGGAUGAAUCUCUUUGUGUUCACCUCUGUUCCCCAUGAUUUCUGCAACAAUGGACGCUCUCCCGGCAUGUAAACACACACAGUCAACGAUACAUCGAUGUCCCUUUGGAUGUUCCGACCUUUCUACAAUAAUGAAGCCACAUCUGAAACAACAGGAACUCAUUUGACUGCCAUGAAACAAACCUCUAACUUUUUAAAGAAAUGUAUUGUUUCUUUCAUGCUUUGCCUGUUUUGAUUGUUUUGUUGAACUGUUAAACCGUUUUGGGUUAUAAUCCUGGUAUAAGCACAGUAUGUUCUGUCGCAAUUUAUCAGAGUAUUUCUGUUAAACCUAGAUAACAUUGUGCUGUAGCUACCAACCAUUCCAUUUUCUGCAGAUUCAUAGUGUUAAAAAAUAUGCAGCUAACUUAAAGUGCAUUAGGCAGAUGCUCUUCUCCAACCCUCUCAGAUAUGACGUGAUAUGCUCAUAGUUACUUCUCUUCAGCUCAAUGCCUCUUUGUUGUAUCACACUGUGUCACUCCCUCCAGCUGCAGGUUUCAAUGGUGAAAUAUAAUGUUGAAGAUUGCAAGCAUGCAUGACAGAGAAAGCCACACCUUUUCCUGCCUUUGCAGAGCUGGUUAGGACUUAUAGAAAAAGUGUUUUUAUUCUGUGUGAAAUCAGUUUUGAUUUGAUUUGAGUCUUUUGUUAAAUACCUGUUGCCGAAACAGCUUUCUAAAAGCUGCUUCUAUUUAACAUGUUCAUGUUACGAUACAGUAGAUAAUAACUCUCUGACUGAAUACUUUAUGUUUACAGAUGCUGUUCAGAUAUUUUAUUUCCAAGUUUGGCUCAUAAGUGUGAAUCUAAGCAGUCAUGACACUGAUCUAAAUGUGACUGCUUUCAAAACGUGUCAGUCAGUAUUUUGCAGUAUAUUGCACUGUAAAUAUGAGAAUACAAUAUACCAAAUAUAUUAUUUUUAAGGAAUGCCGUUUGUAAAUAUUUCAGGUUUGAAUAAAAUUUCAUUAGAUACAAUCUCUGGAUAAAGUCCUGAUGGUAGUGUGGCUUUAGGGACGGCAAUGUUGGCCAGUCCACAACUUUGUCUUUGAAAUAUCAAUCAUUGAAUGGAUUGCGUGACAUUUUUUACAGACAUUCAUGAUUCCCAGAUGAUGAAUGCUGCUGACUUUUCCUGCAGCAUCACCAUGAGCUUGACAAUUGUGAUUUGAGUAAAAUGUCUUGACAGGUGUUAGAUGGACUGCUAAGACCUAAUAUUUGUACCAAAUAAUUGUGACUUAUUAAGAAAGUACAAACACUGUAAAUCUACACUUCUACCCUUUGAUGCUCUACAGCAGCAGGUGUAGUUUUUUUUUAAUUGAGUGCACAGGCAGAGUGACUUUCAAAUAGCUUUGUCCACACUGUGCCAGAUUCUGGCUGAACUGGUUUACAUGCAAAUAAAACCACAAUUCUUCCUACCAA
Messenger RNA from Etheostoma cragini (Arkansas darter), 2179 nucleotides. It is a transcript of the gene tmem154, whose product is annotated as transmembrane protein 154. Bases 166 to 741 code for a protein of 191 amino acids. NCBI's taxonomy places the organism in Eukaryota, Metazoa, Chordata, Actinopteri, Perciformes, Percidae. The transcript is spliced from 7 exons. The record is from RefSeq and is a predicted model, not a curated record.